This is a messenger RNA of Striga hermonthica, 1109 nucleotides long. The record is from the annotation of a GenBank genome assembly. Lineage: Eukaryota; Viridiplantae; Streptophyta; Magnoliopsida; Lamiales; Orobanchaceae.
CCAUCAGAGGCUAUGGAUUGGAACAUUUCAUCACUGGGAGUCAAAGAAUACCAGAGGAAUUCAUCUCAGAUCCAACCACUCAAGAAAGAUCCAUCAACCCAGCUUUUCUCUUAUGGAUGAGGCAAGAUCAGCUCUUGGCCUCUUGGUUAUUAUCCUCGGUUACAGAAAGUGUACUAGUUACCACCGUGGGUCUAACAACAUCCAAAGAAAUAUGGGAAUGUCUUGAAUCUACCUUUGCCAGCCAAAGCCAUGCCAAGAUCUUGCAGUACAGGCUCCAACUUCAAACCAUCAAGAAAGAAGGCUCCUCCAUGAAGGAUUAUCUCAACAAGAUCAAGACUUGCUGUGACUUGUUGGGUUCAGCAGGUGAAAAAGUUCAAGACAGAGAUCAUAUGCUAUAUAUUUUAGCAGGCCUUCCUCAAGAAUAUAAUCCAGUCCUAGUCUCCUUGUCUACAAAAUAUCCACCUUGCACUGUCAUGGAAGCUUAUUCGGUUUUGCUGAGCUUUGAGGCUAGACUUGAAGGAUCUGAAAGCCAAAACAGUGCUAACAAUGAGCAAGGCAACUUUUCUGUGAAUGUUGUAACUCAAGGUCAAGGAAACCGUGGAGGUUUUAGAGGAAGAGGAAGAGGUGCCUUUCAGAAUCAAAGGGGUAGAGGAAGAUUUGGUUCCAGAAGUAGAGGAAGAGGCUUUGAUAAUGGCAAGCAAAGAUGCCAAAUAUGCCAUUAUACUAACCACACUGCAGAAAGAUGCUACUACAGAGCUGACCUCACUUUCACUCCAAGGGACAGAAGCAACUACAACAACCACAGUUCAAAUCAGUCUCAAGGAAAUGGUCCCAAUGUUAAUGUCACACAGAUGGAAAGUGAUUUUCAAAGUUCAUGUGAUGGGAGCAACUGGUACCCAGACUCAGGAGCAACAAGCCAUGUGACAUAUGAUCUAGCUAAUCUCAACUCUGCAGCAGAAUAUCAAGGUAGAGAGAGGGUUCAAGUUGGUAAUGGAACAGGUUUGAAUAUAUCUCAUUUUGGAAAUUCUGUACUUAAGUCACCAUCUAAUGAUCUUUUCAUCCUAAAAAAUCUUCUCCAUGUCCCUGAAAUCACAAAAAAUCUUAUCAGU